Molecule: messenger RNA, 2668 nt
Organism: Manihot esculenta (cassava)
Lineage: Eukaryota; Viridiplantae; Streptophyta; Magnoliopsida; Malpighiales; Euphorbiaceae
Product: cell wall protein DAN4
Exons: 5
Coding region: 643-2370 (575 amino acids)
Biological process (GO): cortical microtubule organization
Cellular component (GO): cortical microtubule
Source: RefSeq, a predicted model, not a curated record
AAACGUAGUCUUUAAGCGAGAGAGAAACAACCACCGUUGCGUCUAUCUCUCUCUCACACCGCUUCCAGUUGUCCUCUCCAACCAGAAAAAGCUCACCACACCCAUAAUCACACAAACUAGCUCAUCCAUUUCUACAAGGAACCUCUCACCUCUCUCUCAUUUUACCAUUUCGCCCCCAGCUUCUCUUUCUAAUUACUCCCUUUGCCACUCUCGUCCUCCUCUGUUCACUGUAAGUCUGUGAUCUCCACCUCUCACCUUAUUUCUCUCGCUAGAAAUUUGUCCUUCUUCAAAGGUCUUUAAGCUUCGUUUUGCAACAAUGGCGGUCCCUUCUCAGCUCGUUUUAGCCUUUUCGCCUUCUUCCUGCUGAGCUCUGUAUUUUGGCUUUGUAAAGAGAAGCGAACGCGAAAUGCAGCCACUGGAGUUGGAUUUUAGAUCUACACUUUCACUGAUUUUAUUUGUGGAAGGGAGCUUCUGGAUGAUAAAUUAGUGUUAUUAGGCGUUUUCUUGCGGUUUAAGGCGUGAGGAGGAAACGAAGUUUGGUUUUAGGUUUUGUUUGUUUUUAUUGUUCGAUCUGUGAAUUGUUGUGGCUGUUUAAUUUUUGUUUGGAGUGGAAAAAGAGCAACAAGGUUCAGAUUUGUAGAAAUGAAUCGGAGUUUUAGGGCUCAGGAGUCGCAAAUGCAAAUGGCAGCAGCGGCGGUGAAGCAGCGACAACAGUUGAGAGCGUCAAUGAUGAAGGAGAAGGAAGAGGAGCUCGCGUUGUUUUUGGAGAUGAAGAAGCGCGAGAAGGAGCAGAACAAUCUCCUCCUGAGUAAUACUGAAGAGUUUGAUGCUCCUUUAGGGUCGAAACCUGGUACUUCUCCUAUAUUUAAUAUUUCAUCUACCGCAAUACCUGCGCGGAAAGCCACUGGCGUUGAUGAUUUUCUCAAUUCUGAAAGUGAUAAAAACGACUACGACUGGCUUCUAACACCUCCUGGUACCCCUUUGUUUCCUUCUUUGGAGAUGGAAUCACAAAAGACUGUGAUGAGUCAAAUUGGUACUCCAAAGGCCCGCCCCACUGCCCUUAAAUCUAGACUUGCAAACCCUCAGCUAGAUCCUGCUUCAAGGGGCAAUUCAGUAUCUAAACAAUCAGCUUCCUCCCCUGGGUUGAACUCUUCUGCUGCAGGGACGCGCAGGCCUUCAUCAUCAGGUGGUCCAGGAUCACGACCUGCAACACCAACUGGACGCCCUACAUUGACCACAACUUCUAAACCUGCUAGAUCUUCAACACCUACUUCUCGGGCAACUUUGCUUUCAUCUAAGUCAGCAGCUUCUGCAGCUAAGUCAACUGUCUCUGCUGCUAAGCCUACUGCUUCUGCAGCUAAACCUACAGUUCCUACUAGAUCUUCAACACCAUCAAGAUCUUCAACACCAACUGCAAGGCCCUCUAUUCCUCCAUCCAAAUCCACAUCAAGGGCAUCAACCCCAACUCGACGGCCAUCCACUCCUUCAAGUGGAUCCACUGUAUCUGCUCCUGUUAAGUCAACUCCUUCAGUUACCAAGACAAUGCCCACAACAUCAACCAUAUCUGCUCCUGUUAGGUCAACUCCUUCAGUCACCAAGACGACACCAACAGCAGCAAGAAAUCCAGUGCCAUCACGCGGCACAUCUCCAACAGCGAAAUCUAGGCCAUGGAAACCCUCAGAGAUGCCUGGUUUCUCACUUGAUGCCCCUCCAAAUUUGAGAACAUCAUUACCUGAAAGACCACUUUCGGCCACUAGAGGUAGGCCUGGAGCACCCACUGCUAGGUCUUCCUCCGUUGAGCCAACUCCUAAUGGGAGACCAAGACGGCAAUCAUGCUCUCCUGCAAGAGGACGAGCCCCCAAUGGCUUUAUCUACCCAAGUGGGAGCUCUGUUCCUGCAAUUCGUGGGCAUUCUAAAAUUAAUGACAGUGUGAGCCCUGUUCUAAUUGGAACUAAAAUGGUUGAAAGAGUGAUAAAUAUGCGGAAAUUGGCUCCUCCAAAGCAAGAUGAUAAACCCUCUCCUCAUGGCAACCUGUCUGGGAAGUCAUCAUCACCCGACAGCUCAGGCUUUGGAAGAACACUUUCAAAGAAAUCAUUGGAUAUGGCCAUAAGACAUAUGGAUAUAAGGCGAAGCAUUCCUGGUAAUUUACGGCCUCUGAUGGCUAACAUUCCAGCAUCUUCAAUGUAUAGUGUUAGAUCAGGGUCUACACGUAGCAGAACAGUUAGCGUAUCAGACUCUCCUCUGGCAACAAGCAGUAAUGCUAGUUCAGAAGUGAGUGUCAACAACAAUGGUAUUUGUUUAGAUGGGAUCGAUUUAGAAGACGAUAUUGGGAGUGAGAGAGGUGGUCGAUCUCCUCUACGAGGCAGGUGAUGUCUGGAAACGAAUAUCCUAACGUCAACAUCUUUUCCUAAGCACCUCAUGAAUUAUUUUGGGUUUUCAACCAGCUCAAUAGCUGAAAGAAAAGUCUACUGCAAAGAGAAGAAAAUUUGACCAAAAUGUCUUGCGUCUGGUACUGUAAAGUUUGUUAGAUUGGUUGGCGAUUAAGUUUUAUGUAAUCCAUGGUCAUUGUAUUAUUAGGGAAACCAGUUGUAAGUUCUACGGUUGUUCUUGCUCAUUUUCUACAAGGUGAGAUAUUUUGCAAAGUAAAAAACCCUUGUUAUUGAAUCCU